AUGGCGGCCUACUAUGGUCAAGCCAUCGGGAGGUCACUGAGCGGUGGCAGUAGGCUGGAGCAGAUACUUUUACCCAAUGGAGCGUGCAGCUAUCGAGACCUGAACGCCGGCGUGAAGGCCCCGACGUGUGGAUGUAGGAGAUUUUGGUUGAACAAGAGCCAUGUUGUGAAUCAAGAGAGCGAAAGAGCCUGGUGCUUUUGCGGACACCAUGCGUGCUUCCACGACAACGUUGUGCCAGCGGGCAACGCGCAAAGCAACCCACAGCCUGCUGGACUGGCUGUCAAUACGUUUCCGAGCUCGCACCAGGCUAAUGGAGCCAGCCAGAAUGGCGGAUUCGUGCCUCCGACUUGGAGUUCGCUGAUAGGAGACCAUGAUAAUCCAUAUACUGGGCAGCCAAGGCCUGCGUCUACUCGACCGACCACCGGCCUAGGGAUCAGGAAUACCACAGAACCACAGGCUGAGUCUAUCAAUAGUCGCCUGUGGUAUGCUCUCAACGGCUUUGCUCGCCUGCAAGAAGGUGGCAAUUCUGGCGACACGUCCAAACUCCCAUCGACUGCUGUGCCCAGCGUUUAUGACGACCUGGGCAGGGCAAGUCCUUCACAGGCGCUGCGAGAACAUGUCCAGCAAAGCCGCUUGAUGGGUCCACCGGUCAAUAUUCCUCCGAUCAAUAUCGCUGAGGCUCCUGCAGAUGAGUACAGUGCUACAGAGGUGGCCACACCCAGUAUUCGGGGCACUCCAGAUUUCAGAGCAACCCACUUUCCAGCAGUCCAGCCUGGACAGUCUCCUGCACAGCCUAGAAAUGUGGCGCCUCCUCGAUCGUUACCACAAAAUGCGACAAAUCAAGCGAAUAGUUUGCCAAAUCCGACUGAACCGACGCCGCCUCCUACAACGACCAUGGGCCCAUCUCUUUCGAUACAAGAAAUGUGCAACACCAUACAGGAUUAUGGCCGAAGAAUCAAUAUCCUCGAAGGCGUCUCUUUCUCGCACAUGCCGAGUGACGAAGUUCAGGAAAAGUUCGAUCUUCAAGACUCCAGACUUAUUGACUUGGAGUCGUGGCGUACGGAACAGGACGAAGCUCGAGCAGCGGAUGACAAUGACGAGAGGAUGGAGGGAGUUGGACGGCGCUUAGAUGAGCUCGAGACUUGGCGUUCUGAACACGAAAGGUCAAAGAGCAGUCAAGAGGAUUAUGAAGUGCCAGAAUCAUCUGAGAACAAGAGGAGACGUCUUCUUCCUGACGCAAGCUCUUUGGCUUCGGAUGACGGCUCAUUCGACGAGAAUGCGGCUGCCCAGACUGAAGCUGUAGUGCUUGCAACUCUUGCUGCAAACGCAGAGACUGGUCCACGAAUCGAUGCGCUCGAGUCGAGAAUCGCCAGCCUUGAGCAUGUUGCAAUGCCGUCGGCCGCUCGCCCAUGGCACAUUUCCGUCGUUGUUCUCCCCUUUGGUCGGCAACUACCCGGCAUCUGGUUCUCUUCUAGCGAGUCCACGCAGCAUUCGAUCCGGACUGCCACACAGACAUCGGAAGACUGGCCCACUCAUCAGUCGAUGUUGAAAACAUCCUUCAGAUCCAACGCUAGCAGCGGCGCUUGGACAACAGAGUCGAUUGAAGCAUGGGCGAAACAAACUGAAGACGAAUGGCUUUCGCCGAAGGCUUGUGGUCCAUCUGGAACCGUGUUUCAGAGAUUGGCGAGCCGUGGCCUGGUCCGUGAUGUGGUACUACAAUCGCCAGACCCACAUCACAUCGUCAAUGCCAUCUCGAAUGCUUUUGGCAAUGUUAUUCGCCAGCAAGGGCCACCGGAAGGUGAUAUCGUCCACAAGUAUCAAGGCCUGCAAGCGCGCCUCAUUCCACUUCGAAAACAGCGAAAGUCGAGUCGUCUGCGGUUUCUGAGCCCAGCAGAGAUGGUGACUCCAGCUACGUGGACCGCAGAAUUUCUUGAAGCAAGCGUCUUCAUGAAAGUGAACGAUGGAGAGCGACGACUGUACCUCACCACUACUGAGGGAUACACGCAGCCUGCACGUUUGGGCUGGACGUGGCCUGAGUUGAGAAGCUUGCCUGCCUUCGACGUGGAUGGGAUCGUUCAAGAGGCUCAGAUCGAUGGCGACAUUGUGGAAGCUUGCUGGACCUACAACGACCGUCUGGAUCACUCUACCAGCUUGCACUCCUCCUUUGCCUCAUCACACGAAGAAUCUGGAUGGGACGUGAGUGAAGAUGAUGGUCACGAGGUCGACAAAGAUGAUGUUGUCAUGCUCUCUCCCACUGCUACUCGACAUUCGCGUGUGAGGUCGGCUUCGUUGCCCAGCUCUGCAGUCGAGGCGGAAGUCGCACCCAAGCGAAGAGUAGCAUCAUUCGAACUUGAGCCUACAGCCAGCACAUUUGAAUACUCGCCGGAGUACAUCGCAAAGCGCCGUCGAAUCUCCACGUCCCCGGAACUUGAACGACGGGGAGUAAACUUCACACCUAGAUGGAGUCGCGAGCCACCAUCUCCUUACCUGCAAGAGGAGAUCGGGCAUACCCGGAGCAGCCAGGCGACGAACCGACCAAGGGGAACCACGCCAUUUGCUUAUGCCACGCCGCAUAUUCCGAUCGCUCCAAGUGAAGAUGGAGAAGACACGGAUGAAUGGCAAGGGGUGCAGGAUGGCCCUAACUCGCAAGGGCUGCACGAAAAACUCGACGAACGUCCCGACGGGAAACAUCAUCAGAUGGAUGAGGAGGACAUGGAAGAUGGGUUGUCCAUCUACGAGGCUUGA
This is a messenger RNA of Zasmidium cellare ATCC 36951, 2745 nucleotides long. RefSeq lists its product as uncharacterized. The record is from RefSeq and is a predicted model, not a curated record. Bases 1 to 2745 code for a protein of 914 amino acids. Lineage: Eukaryota; Fungi; Ascomycota; Dothideomycetes; Mycosphaerellales; Mycosphaerellaceae. The transcript is spliced from 2 exons.